Molecule: messenger RNA, 2421 nt
Organism: Colletotrichum higginsianum IMI 349063
Lineage: Eukaryota; Fungi; Ascomycota; Sordariomycetes; Glomerellales; Glomerellaceae
Product: Peptidase family M20/M25/M40 protein
Exons: 1
Coding region: 1-2421 (806 amino acids)
Source: RefSeq, a predicted model, not a curated record
AUGGCCGAUGCCGAGCCGAGCAGCCCCAGGGCUGCCAACUUUGCGGAAACACUGCAGUACCGCGCGACACAGUCCCGCAGAGCACGACCACCCAAUGUGCAAACCGCCGCCGGAGAGUCGACCCGCGUGCCUUUGCGCUCCGACAAGAGGCUCAGCAGGCGAGACUCGCGACUCGGACUGAAGGGCAUCUUUGGCAGAGCAAAGGCCGCUCGUGAAGUCGACCCAACUUCGUCCUACUUCGACACCGGGCGACCCAACAGCAUUCGCGCCUCGCUGGCCGAGAUUAGCAACUGGCCUCAGAUGCGAUCCGAACUCGCCUUACCCGGCAGCCAAUCGCGACCAACGUCCGUCGCAACCAACCCGCCCUUUAACGACUUUUCCCUUCAGAGAAGACCAACUACCUCGGAAAAGUCCAGACCACAAAUCGCACCUGCGGCGAGGCCAUCUCGGGGCAACCUCGCGACCUGGGAUCCCCCGCCAUUAUUUCAAGCAUAUCCUCAAGCGAUCAAGCAUGCACAGCUCCCAGCGGCCACGACGUCCGCCGACGUUAUCCUUCGCCUGACCGACCGAAAAGGCAGCGUCAGCCUUCGUGACGACCUGACGCAGCUCGCACUCACCCCGGAGCUGGCUGAGGAGCACCGGACAGCCGAGAGGGCGCGCAAGAAACAUCUGCGAACGCUGUCGACCGUGAGGCUUGAGUGGACAACCAAGAUUUAUGUCCUCUGCACGUCGGGCUACCUGCUGCAAUAUGCUGGGGAUGGCAACUUCGAUCGUCUACCAGAAAAGGUGCUCCACCUAAGCAAGGACUCCGCUGCGUUUGUCAGUGACGCGAUUCCCGGGAAGCAUUGGGUUCUCCAGGUGUCUUCGGUGACGGAGUCUAACGGCCUCUCUACCACCGAUUCCCGUUCGCUGCUGGCACGCCUGCCCUUCCGCGCAUCCGACAAGAGGCAUGCCGACAACUUCCUCAUGGUCUUUGACAGCGCCGAUGAGAUGGAGUCAUGGAUCAGUAUCCUACGCCGGGAAAUCGAAGCUCUUGGGGGGAAGAAAAACCUCUCGGAGACCGGCAGGCCAAGAGCAGAUGACAAAGUCGCCGAGCUUCGGAUUCAGCCGAGCCAGCGCACUCUGGUCGUCCGUGACCCUGACAGGUUUUCGCGAUUACUCGCGCCGGACUUCUCCCUACAACUGGAGCAAGCGAGGCUGCAUGAGGACGAGCGUCGUUCCGUCACGGAUGCCGACAUGACCCGUGACCCCUCGAUCGACGACAUCUCCACCACCAACAGUAUCAUCUCGCACGACGGCCGCCAACUCGACAGCUUGCGCGACAGCACCAAUCGACUCUCGUAUAUCUCGUCUGGUCAACGUACUUUUCUCACGUCUGCCGGCUCCUCUCCCGCGUGCUCUCCAGUCCGCGACAGCUUCGUCAGCAGCCAUCUUGACGACCUGCCCCCUCCGGUCCAAGAGAACCAGAACCUCACGGCCAGACCGAGACCGAACGCCGCAGCGAUUCUUGACCGUAGGCAGUCUUUGCAAAACUCGGGCUACCUAGAGCUCCGGGGCUCGCCCAUGUCGCGGUCUCAGUCCACGUACACCGAGGCCGAUUUUGCGCACGUUGCCGCAAACUUCAGCGUUCCCAUCAGCAGGCGUUACAGUGCCGUCAAGAGCCCUUGUUCUAGCCCUGAGCAGGUGAGAGGCCGGGAUUCCAUCCCCCGGGUUGCCCGCAAAACUCCCCCAACCGCGCUCGGCAUGGCGCGGCCCCUGUCGAUUGUGGCAGACCAGCCAUCCCCGGUGCAGGGCCUCGAGGCUGUGGAGGGCCAGGCAGCUGUGCUUACACGUGUCCCGGAAACACAAGAGCGACCGACUUCGGCCAGCGAUGUGUUGGGUGCGUUCCCUCCCAGACAAGCCAGCCUUGGUCCCAAGGAGCAGGCUGUCACGGUGACCCUUCGGACGAACCCGCGAAAGUACGCUAGCUCGCCAUCCCUCAACAAGCUGGAAGAGGCGCCUCUCUCGCCAGAGCUUCGGACCUUCAUCCUCCCGUCCAAGACUCCAAGCCCUGCAUCGUCUUGCGAGGCUGCCCGCGACUCUCCUCUCCCACUGUCAUCGACCGGGCCUCGCCCUCCCGCCCAAAUGGCCACCAAAAGGUACAGCAUGCAUUCUACCUUGAGUCUGUCCCCCCGGAGCGACGAUAUGAUCACCCCUCUCCCGACGUCUCCCAUGGUAGCAACGACAUCUCCCAGGGCUCCGCCUCGGGCAGCGCCGACAACCCCUCCAGCCCCAUCAAGCAAGCAAAUGCUCCGCGUUGACCAUUCGAGAGCUAGCUUAAACAGACGCAGCAUGCCUCAACUCGCCGAGGGACCCCCACCAGCACCGCCACCAAACUGCGCGCUGCCUCCCAUCCCUCAGAAACUACGCCCCAGAGCGUAG